This is a messenger RNA of Monodelphis domestica (gray short-tailed opossum), 4203 nucleotides long. RefSeq names its product R-spondin 3 (gene RSPO3). The record is from RefSeq and is a predicted model, not a curated record. Lineage: Eukaryota; Metazoa; Chordata; Mammalia; Didelphimorphia; Didelphidae.
AGUACGCAAGCAGAAGGACCCCUGGCCUCAGUAUUGACUUCCCGGAGAAGGGUUUAGCUCCUCUCACAGCUCCGUGGCUGCCUUGGGCACUAAUCGGGAACGGGAUGGGAUGGGCGUGGGUUAAAUGUGGAAUGCAGCCCAACUCUAGGCUGUUGCGAUGAGAGGAUGAGAUGCGUUAUCUAGUUCCAGCGUAGGAGCCUCAGUCAGCUGUGACCAGUAACCCAGGCGGUCUUGGCCCCCAGAUUCUCCCACCUCUCACCCCACUGGCGGAGGCUGCCCUCCAUCUGGGGUGGGACUUUGUUUCGCAUCCACUCUCCACCCUCUCCUUUGAAUUUUUACUGUUAUUUAAUUUGUAGCGCGUCUCAGUCAAUCCAGGGAUGCUCCACCGGAGCCCGGAGCCCCAGAGCCCCAAAGGCGCCUCUUCCCUUCCUUCUGCCAAGUAACAUCGCCUGUACUUUUCCAGAUCCCUCUUUCCCUCUUGAAAUUGAAAGUUCUUGAGGUCGCUCAGGGUUGUUGCUCCAGCAGUUUCCUUCCCCGCCCCCCUUGCUCCCCCCCUCCCCCUCCACUCCCCCUCCCCUAUGGGGUACUCCCGGGAGCCCUGCAGAAGACUGGUGAGGCUCCUGCAAGCGAGCAGCAGUAGGAGUUUAAGAUCUUCACGCCAAGAGCGCCUUAUGGCAACUAGGGCUGUGACCGAGGUGCUGAAGGCAAGUGCUGGAAGCAGAGGAAGCAACAGCCACCACCGCGCCAGGCAGAACACUCUCAGCCGUGGAUACAGAGCCUGAAGCGCCGCCGCAGCCGCUGAAGCCGCCGCCUCGUCCUGCCCCCAGACCUCAGCCCCCAGACCUCAGCCCUUGGGAUCGCCGCCUCCUCGCAACAUGCUACCUGCAGCUGCCUCAGCGUGGCCGCUCUCCUCUUUUGGACCCCUCUCCCGCCUUCAUGACAGCUCUCCUCUAAGAUUCGCCGGACUUAAUUGCUCGGACAAUUUGAAAGUGCAAUAAUUGAUAUCUCUCCUUCCCACCCACUUCGCUUCAUUUUCUUCAUCUCCCUUAAUCAUCAUCGCCACUGUCGGAUCUGAGCUGAGAAGUCACUCAGCUGUUUUGGUUAUAUGCGUGCUUAUCUAUAGUAUAUCUUUAUCUAUAUUUAAUAAUCAACAACAAAAUUAACAACCAAAAAGACAAGGGGGGAAAGGAAGAGACACUAUUACCGGGUUACUAUGCACUUGCGACUGAUUUCUUGGUUUUUUAUCAUUUUGAACUUUAUGGAAUACAUCGGCAGCCAAAACGCCUCCAGGGGAAGGCGACAGCGAAGAAUGCAUCCUAAUGUCAGUCAAGGCUGCCAAGGAGGCUGUGCAACAUGUUCGGAUUACAAUGGAUGUUUGUCAUGUAAGCCCCGGCUAUUUUUUGUCCUGGAGAGGAAUGGCAUGAAGCAGAUUGGAGUGUGUCUCUCUUCAUGUCCAAGUGGAUACUAUGGAACACGAUCUCCAGAUAUAAAUAAGUGUACAAAAUGCAAAGCUGACUGUGAUACCUGUUUCAACAAAAAUUUCUGCACAAAGUGUAAAAAUGGAUUUUAUUUACACCUUGGAAAGUGCCUUGACACCUGCCCUGAGGGGUUGGAAGCCAACAAUCACACCAUGGAGUGCGCCAGUAUUGUGCACUGUGAAGCUAGCGAGUGGAGUCCAUGGAGCCCGUGUACGAAAAAAGGGAAAACAUGUGGUUUCAAAAGAGGGACUGAAACACGGUUCAGAGAAAUCAUACAACUUCCUUCUGCAAAGGGCAACCUGUGUCCACCUACAAGUGAGACAAGAAAGUGUAUGGUGCAAAGAAAGAAGUGUCCAAAGGGAGAACGAGGAAAGAAAGGAAGAGAGAGAAAAAGAAAAAAGCUAAAUAAAGAAGAAAAUAAGGAAACAAGACCUGAGAACAAAGGCCAGGAUCCCAGUUCAGAAUCCCGAGAUCAACGGGAAAAUAAAGACAAACAGCAGCAGAAGAAACGAAAAGUCCAAGAUAAACAACAGAAAUCGUCUAUGGAUCUCUUUGGGGGAUUGACAUCACCAUAACUGAAGGAAUCAGCCAGUGUUAUUGAGAGGAGACAGCCAACUCCAGGAUGGAACAUCACUGAGUAUGGAGCACAGAAUUAUACUCAUCUAUAUUGACCUUCUUUUUGUAAUAGAUGGGAUAAAAUACCUGCUCAAUCAUUCUUCUUAACCCUGUCAAGGUUGCUGCUUUCGGAAGACUUUAAAAUAAAUUUGGCUUUUGGUUGUUAGUACCAAGGCACUUCUCCAUCUGUUCUGCCCAUAUAAUGUGUUUCACACAUAUGUGUAUGUAAUACAGAUGUAAACAUGUGCAUAUACACAUGCAUAAUAUAUUUGUGGAGUACACCUAUAUCAUAUACAUGACAUGUGUAUAUAGGCAUAAUAUGUAUAUACUAUCCACAUAUGUAGAUAUUGCAUAUAAAUACAUGUGUAUAUAACUAUACAUAUAAAAUACAUUUGUGUAUUUUAUAUGCAUACAUACAUGUACCUAUAUAUCAUGCAUGUAUAUUAUGUUUCCAUUACCAAGGCAUAAAACUUUAAAAUGCUUUACUUCUUUCUUAUUUCAGCAUGUUCAUCCAUUGUCUUACAGGUGUCACUAUUAAUUAUAAUCGAUAUUCAAAAUAUAAUACCUCUUUUAUCUCCAAAGAAGAUUUCUAUGCUAACUCUGAGGGAGAAUAUAGCAUUGCUCUAAAGAAGCAUAUGGAAAAGGACUAUGGCCCCAAGUUUAGCACUUUAGCUUGGUCUCACAUGAUACCCUCUUCUAGCUGUUCUAUUACUUUAGUAUCAUUUCUCAAAUGAGUUAGGUUCCUUUCUUUAUCCACAGAUUUAUUUAGACUUUCAAUAAGCCUGCACUGAAUAUCUGCUAGUUUCCUAGCCUUAUUCAGUUACUCUAUAGUAUAGGUGAACUGAAUGCAAGCAGUGAGUAUAUCAUUUUUGUCUUUGUGUCCUCUAGUCUAUGGUAUAAUACCUUACACAUAGAAAGCACCUGAUAAAUGCUCGUUGGAUUGGAAUAGAUUAGUAAGAUAAAACUGAACAUUAUCUUGGCAAACAUUAAUGCUUUUUCUCUCAGACAAGUAGUUUGGCUCAUUCUCUAUGUCUUUCAAGGCAGUUUGCUUUUUCAAUUGAAAUUGGAUUCUAUCAAUCAACAAGUAUUUAUUAAGUAUACCCACUAUCUGCUAGACACAAGGCAUACCAAGAGAUAAAUUUAAAAAUUACUGUCUCCAAGAUGCUUAUAAUCAAAGGCAGUUUAAUAAUCUUACUCUCAUUAAAGCUGAACAAAGAAAAAUCUAACACUAUUUUGUAAAAAUAUUAAGUAAAAUAUGGAUUUCCAAGUAAGAUAAAUUUGUAAAUACUGCAUCUUUUUCUUUCUUCCUACUUCUACUUCCUCUCUCUUCUCCCUAUAUAAUAUGUGCCUAUUCAUGGAUGAGGUCUCAAAUUAAUCUCAAUCAAUAAUCUGCUAUAAGCCAUUGAUAAAUAUGUUUUAAUUUGCUGGCCAUUGUCUACUGUGCCCUUCAACUAUAUUCCUGCCCUUGAUUUUUCCUGAUUGGACCAGAUGCUAAUAAAGGUCAGAUAUUGCUCUCUGUACCUACCCCUUUGACUUCAGCUGCAGUUACCAUGCUUGUCCACACUAGUCUUCUACCCAGUUCCUAAAAUCUAGCAAUUGACUAAAGUCUUUCAGUGAUAGAGGCAGGGAAUAAAGUUGUUUUUUCUUCCUUUACUUGUCAUUCUACCCUGUUCCUACUUUAUGAUGUCAAGAGUGUAAAGAUGGCACUUCUUCAAAAGAUGUCAGGAUUUCAAGUUGGAAAGCAUCUUGGUGAUUAUCUACUCUACUGUCCUAAUGGAUGAAAUAGCCUAUCCAAGUUCACAAAUUUAGCAGAGCAGAGAUAGAAUUCAAACCUUAGGGUUCUCUAACUCCAAAACCAAGUGUCUUUAGCCAAGACACUAAAGCUACCUCCAAGCUUAGUCAAUCAGUUUCUCCAUAAAAAAAAAAAAUCCUAGGCUUUCAGUUUGACUGUUUCUUGAAGCUCUUUAAAUAACAGCUGUUGUUCUUCUUGGAAAUCCUUAGCACAUCAAAAGGGUGUUUAAAAAAUACAAUUAGCAUUGGGAACAAAAGGGUAAAUAAAAACAUCAUUUAUCGCUUUAGUAGACUCAAUAAACACCAUUGUUUGUUGACA